Dunckerocampus dactyliophorus (ringed pipefish) is the source of this 3746-nucleotide messenger RNA. RefSeq names its product gamma-aminobutyric acid receptor subunit alpha-2-like. The record is from RefSeq and is a predicted model, not a curated record. The transcript has 10 exons. Gene Ontology annotation, cellular component: GABA-A receptor complex; postsynapse; neuron projection. Lineage: Eukaryota; Metazoa; Chordata; Actinopteri; Syngnathiformes; Syngnathidae. Gene Ontology annotation, molecular function: GABA-gated chloride ion channel activity; GABA-A receptor activity; transmitter-gated monoatomic ion channel activity involved in regulation of postsynaptic membrane potential. The coding region runs from base 81 to 1442 and encodes 453 amino acids. Gene Ontology annotation, biological process: synaptic transmission, GABAergic; signal transduction; chloride transport.
UUUUCGGCGUCUUCGACGGUUUGAGUGGUUACUUGGUGCACUUGAGUGGGCGUCCUAGUCGUGUCGGUGUUGAAGCAGCCAUGUGGAGCAACAGCGCGCCUCUGCUCCUCUACUGCCUGGCGCUCACGGCUCUGUGGAGAACCAGAACGGUAAACGCCGAUGCCACAUCUGAUGCCUUCAAAACCAACAUCACCCUGUUUACGCGCAUCCUAGACAGUCUGCUGGAUGGUUACGAUAACCGUCUACGCCCUGGUCUUGGAGACAGGGUAACUGAGGUGAAGACAAACAUCUACGUCACCAGCUUUGGACCUGUUUCUGACACAGACAUGGAGUAUACCAUAGAUGUUUUCUUCAGGCAAAGCUGGAAGGAUGAGAGAUUAAAAUUUCAUGGACCAAUGAAUAUUUUGCCUCUUAACAACCUGAUGGCGAGUAAAAUCUGGACCCCGGAUACCUUCUUCCAUAAUGGGAAAAAGUCGGUGGCUCAUAACAUGACGAUGCCUAAUAAAUUGCUGAGGAUCAAAGAUGACGGGACAUUGCUCUACACCAUGAGGUUAACCGUGCACGCAGAGUGCCCAAUGCAUUUGGAGGAUUUCCCCAUGGACUUUCACUCCUGUCCACUUAAAUUUGGCAGCUAUGCCUACACAAUCUCAGAAGUGACUUAUGCUUGGACUCUCAAUGCCUCUGAUUCUGUGGUAGUGGAAGGAGAAAGCUCCCGCUUGAACCAGUAUGACUUACUUGGCCAAACAGUGGGACAGGAAACAAUUAAAUCCAGCACAGGUGAAUACACCGUGAUGACAGCUCAUUUCCAUCUGAAGAGGAAGAUUGGCUAUUUUGUCAUCCAGACAUACCUCCCGUGCAUCAUGACUGUCAUUCUCUCCCAAGUGUCUUUCUGGCUGAAUAGAGAAUCAGUACCAGCAAGGACUGUAUUUGGUGUAACCACUGUGCUCACGAUGACAACACUGAGUAUAAGCGCUCGCAACUCCCUCCCCAAGGUCGCGUACGCCACCGCCAUGGACUGGUUCAUUGCUGUCUGCUACGCUUUUGUCUUCUCCGCUUUGAUUGAGUUUGCCACUGUCAAUUACUUCACCAAGCGCGGCUGGGCCUGGGAUGGAAAGAGCGUGGUGACUGACAAGAAAAAGGAGCGGGCGUCCGUCAUCAAGAAGAACAACGCCUACGCUGUAGCAGUGGCCAAUUACGCGCCGAAUAUCACCAAGGACUCCAGCACGCUCCCGACCAUCGCCAAAGGAGGCUCUUCGGAACCCAACAAGGCCAAAGCAGACGGCAAAGCCCAGGAGAGCAAGAAAACGUUCAAUAGCGUUAGCAAAAUUGACAGGAUGUCAAGGAUUUUGUUUCCAGUCCUCUUUGGCUCCUUCAACCUCGUUUACUGGGCCACGUACUUAAACAGAGAACCCGUCAUCAAGGACAUGGUGCCCUCCACCUAAGAGGCCAGCUUUAUGGAGUUCUGGUCUGAGGACUGAGAACCAAAUACCUCCAGCAACUGUGUGUACAUACUUUUGCAGAGUGACGUCCUGGAUUGCAGCGUUGAUCCUCUAUCUCCGCCUAUUUUCUACACCGUCUGCAGCACUUUUGACAACUCUGGCUUUUGUAAAUGUGUAUGUCUAUUUAUAUUCAAUGUUUCAUUGUGUGAUGACUUCAAUUAGAAUAUGUUUCCGGUGUAAGUAUGUGACCACUGUACAUACGGUAUCAAUAUAGACACUGACUUUCAUUUGAAUUGACUUCUGAAUACUUUGAAUUUCGUUGUAGUGUCCAUUCACUUGGUGUUUCUAUAUAUGCUUUGGAGUGAAAGGGAUUUGAUUUUCUUUUGCCAUUUCAAAGUGGCCUCACGUUUUCCCGUCCAAGCCAAUGCAAAAACCCCCUUGUAUAGUAUUGUUCAAGAAUAAAAGUUUUAAUAGCUGUGACUAUGGGUAUGGGGCUCCCAAUCACCGAUCAAAACAUACUCAAUGUGUUCAAGGCUAGAAGAUUGAAAUCAUAUUAUAGAUUAUGUUAGGUAGCAUGUACGUCUGUAUCCCUGCAUCCCUCCAUAUUCAACAAUCACAAAUUUGCAGAUUUUUGAUCAAAACAUUUUUUGGAAUUGUGAGAAACCCGAAUUUUUGUGCUACAUUGGUAAAGGCUGCGAUGCACAGGAAGUGGUCAGCGGCAAACAAUGAAUUUCCACCCUAACACGUUACAAACCAACAGGAGCUUAUCGACCUCACUCACAGUUCAACCAAAAAUAACACAAGCAACACGUGUGGAACACACAAUGUAACUGUACCACACUUAACACUUGCACACUAAUAUACUGUACAUGCAAAACAAUACGAUUUUAUACUUAUUUAUAACCCUCUAGCAUGCUGAGAAGCCCAUGCGCCCACUUCCCCAACGGGGAGUUACCCAGCAUCUGUUCAGGGUUAUAAAUUAGUAAACAACAGUAUUAUUUUGCAUGUAUGUUAGUGUGUAAGGCUAACUUAAAAACACACCUGUUCUGCACUGCUUUUAACUUCUAAUUCUAAAACUUACAUAUUUAAUAAUACUUCACAUGACAACUUUUCAUCUUGCCUUUGUAUGCACUUUUUUGCUGCAUUUAUUCUGAACUCAACAGUUGUUUUUUAGUUUUACUCUUGUUUGCUAUUUUGCACACUCAUAUUUGUUUGCUUGUAACGCAUUUGAGUUUUUGAAAAGCGUUUUAUAAAUGUAUCAUUAUAAGCAUUUAUUGUGAUACCGGUAUAGCCCGUGUGGUACAGUUGUUGUGUUAUUGUUGGUUGCACCGUGAGAGGGGCAGGUGUCUAUAUAAUAUAUGAUAUGAUAUAAUGUACAGUAGCACCAUAGACAUAGCCCAGGGUUGAUAAGAGUGUCAAAAAUAGACAUUUUUAUGCGCGUCCCAAUUACUCGCAUCUUCGUUUUCGCUCAUCUGUGACCGCAACCCCCCCCCCCCGGCAAAUAGCGGGAAUCUACGGUUAACUACAGGUUGUUGACUUUUCAUUCAUUUUGAUGCAUUUCUACAGGUGGUCACUAGGGGGCGGAAAAAAACAUGAACAACAGCUGAUUGGGAAAAAAAAAAACUAUUUGAUUUGAUAUUUUUCACACCCUGUGUCUUUGCUUUGAGGAAGUUGUGCGACUAAACCAUAACAUUGAAACACUGCAUUUGUAACAUUCUUGUUCAAUUAUGUAUUCCCUACGUAGAUCGUUUUGAUUCAUUGUUGAAGUUUCAAGUUCAAAUAGUUCCCUCGUGAACUAUUUUUUGUCACAAUCCGUUGCUGGUGUUAAAGUGAGAGGCUACUGCAGUAUUGAUUAAUUGUGUCGUGUGAAACACUUCAUCUGACAUCUCAGAGGGGAUGAAACACCCUCAGCCCCAUAUCUGGAGUCACACAUCAGAAUAUUCUGCUUUACCUAUCAGUUUGAUCCUUUUUGAUUUUGGUUUGUUUAAUCAAAACGUUGCAUGACGUGCAAAUCUUGCUUGCUUUCAUUUCCGAUCUUGCCCAGUUUUUACACAUGUUCUUAAACAUUCCAGAUAAGAAUGAUUGUUCACAAUGUGGAUGCUUGAUUCAGUGCACACUUUCUAAUAAAACACAUCACAUGGACCUGCGUUAUUUGGUUCUCAACUAACGAUGACCUUUUUAUAUGUCCAUCUAUAAGCUUGAACAUAAUGCCUUUGGAAAUAAUGGAAGGCAGAAUCAAUCAUAACCAUGCAGUCAUAUUUAACAUCAACAUGUUUACCUGUCAUACAAGUGUAAAAAGAAGUUCAG